Messenger RNA from Aspergillus clavatus NRRL 1, 1128 nucleotides. RefSeq names its product CRAL-TRIO domain-containing protein. The transcript is spliced from 5 exons. The record is from RefSeq and is a predicted model, not a curated record. The coding region runs from base 1 to 1128 and encodes 375 amino acids. Lineage: Eukaryota; Fungi; Ascomycota; Eurotiomycetes; Eurotiales; Aspergillaceae.
AUGUGUACCUGCACAAGACUAGAUGGCUUCCCCGGCCCCUCCUCCUUCUCCCGCAGAAACUCGCGGCUGAUCCGGACGGACUCGAUUCUCUCCCGCAGAGCCAGCGCCGUUUCCUUCGCGACCUCGACGACGCCUCUGGGCCAGAGUCUGCGCGCCAUCGGCCUGACACCGUCCGAAGCCCGAUCUGCCACUAAGUGCCUGACGGUCUUGACGCCGGACGAUGGUCGAUGGGGCAUGUUAACAGCUGCCAAGCACGAAUCUCCCGACCGAUGGCUGCUCCGGUAUCUAGGGUUCUGCAAAUGGAACGUAGGCAAGGCGUUUGUCCAGGUCCUGGAGGCGCUCUGCUGGCGGAUGAAGGAGAUACAUGUGGAGGACCAGCUUCUACCCGCAGGGGAGCUUUUUGCGCUUCAACAAUCGCAAGGUUCGUCGCGCUCCUCGGGCGCCGAACUAGAACGCGAGUUUCUGGGUCAACUGCGGAAGGGGAAAUGCUUCGUCCGUGGAGUCGACCGUUGGGAUCACCCCCUGUGUGUAUUACGAGUCCGCUUGCACCGACCCGAUCAGGAGACGGAGGCGAGUCUUCAUCGACUGAUUACACAUCUCAUCGAGUCGGCUCGGCUUCUCAUUGCACCUCCAGUAGAAAGUGCCACUGUGAUUUUUGAUAUGACGGACAUUACCCGUGCAAACAUGGAAUUUGCCACCGUGAAAUUCAUCAUUCGAUGCUUCGUGUCAUAUUAUCCGCAGACUUUGGGGACUCUCCUAAUCCAUAACGCCCCACGCAUGUGUACAGGUAUUUGGAAAGUCAUCAAGAAUUGGAUUGACGCCGAUGUUGCGACAAAAAUCCACUUCACCAAAUCAGUCGACGACCUUGCCCAAUUCAUCCCGCCAAGUCGGAUCAUCAGCGAAUUAGGCGGUGACGAGGAAUGGGAGUAUGAGUAUCCGUACAUCGAGCCCGAGGCAGAUGAAAACCACCCGAUGAAGGACUAUGAGACGCGUGAUUCCCUGCUGCUGGAACGACAGGUGAUUAGCGAGGAGUUGUUCUCUCUGGCAUCACAAUGGAUUGAGGCGACUAGACUCCAUGAUUCGGAGCAGAUCACCAUUCAUCCAAUCGCAUCGAGCCGAAGUAAUUGA